Messenger RNA from Nerophis lumbriciformis (worm pipefish), 2289 nucleotides. Lineage: Eukaryota; Metazoa; Chordata; Actinopteri; Syngnathiformes; Syngnathidae. The record is from RefSeq and is a predicted model, not a curated record.
AUGAGCGCGGACGAGGACGCGCGUUGGCUGGAGUGGGUGACCGAGCAAUUCGAGAGCAUCGCAGGAGAAGACAAAGAGAUCGACCUGGAAGAGUUCAAGACGGCGCUCAAGGUCAAAGAGUCUUUCUUCGCCGAGCGCUUUUUCGCGCUCUUCGACUCCGACGGGAGCAGUUCCAUCAGUCUGGACGAGCUCUUGGAGGCGCUGGACCUUCUCAUCCACGGCAGCGAGACGGACAAACUCCGCUUCCUCUUCCGGGUCUACGAUGUGGACGGAAGCGGUUCCAUCGAUCCGGGCGAGCUGCGCACUGUCCUGAAGUCGUGCCUGCGAGAGAGCGCCAUCUCUUUGUCAGAAGAGAAACUGGACGAUCUGACACUGGCGCUCUUCGAGUCGGCCGACAAAGACGCCAGCGGCGCCAUCACCUUUGAGGAGCUCAAAGCGGAACUGGAAGGCUUCCCGGAGGUGAUGGAGAACCUGACCAUCAGCGCGGCCAACUGGCUGAAACCUCCGGAAGCGGAGCAGAAGAAGCGGCGGACCCCCCGCUACUUGACGCGUGCGUAUUGGCAGAACAACAGUCGCAAGCUCCUUUUCCUGUGCGGCUACGCUUGCCUCAGCCUGGCGCUCUUCGCCGGCGCCGUCCUACAGCACCGGCACGCCAGCGCCUGCUACAUGCUGGCCAAAGGCUGCGGACAGUGCCUCAACUUCAACUGCACCUUUGUCAUGGUCCUGAUGCUGCGUCGCUGUCUCACCUGGUUGCGCGCCACCUGGGUGGUCCGGGUUUUGCCGCUGGACCAGAAUAUCCUCUUGCACCAGAUCGUGGGCUACGCCAUCCUGGGAUACACGCUGGUGCACACCACCGCGCACGUCUUCAACUUUGCCAGACUGUCCGAGCGCAGCGGCUUCAGCCUUUGGGAGUACCUGCUGACCACGCGACCCGGCAUCGGUUGGGUCAAAGGCACCGCCUCGCUGACGGGCGUCGUUCUUCAGGUGGUCAUCUGCCUCAUGGGGAUCUGCUCCAGCACCUUUGUGCGACGCAGCGGCCACUUUGAGGUGUUCUACUGGUCACACCUGUCUUACGUGUGGGUGUGGUCCCUGCUCAUGGUCCACUGCGCCAACUUCUGGAAGUGGUUCGUGGUUCCGGGUCUGGUCUUCCUGCUGGAGAAGAUCAUCGGUAUCGCCGUGUCUCGUAUGGGAGGCCUAUACAUCGUGGAGGUCAACCUGCUGCCGUCUAAGGUGACUCAUCUGGUCAUCAAGCGUCCUCAGUUCUUCCACUUCAAACCGGGAGAUUACGUCUAUGUCAACAUUCCGGUCAUCGCCAAGUACGAGUGGCACCCUUUCACCAUCAGCAGCGCUCCCGAACAAUCCGACAGUUUGUGGCUGCACAUCCGCUCCAUGGGCCAGUGGACCAACCGUCUGUACGAGUACUUCCGCCAGCCGCAGAGUCCGGCGGUGCCCGGGCUCUCCGCCGAGGCUACGGAAGAGUCGUUGGGCUCGCCGCGACGUAACGGCGCCGUGGCGUCCAACGAAGACCGAGCGGUGGAGCUGACCAUGUACCGUCACGGAGGGUCCCGGGCCGGCGCCGUCCCGCGGUCUCGGCCGGAUGAUCCGGAGAGAGGCGAGGCCCCUCCCCUCAGAGAGGUUUCGGCGAAGCUCGGCGAGAACCGUCGAAUCUGCGACAUCAAGUGUUACGUGGACGGACCUUACGGCACUCCCACCAGACAGAUCUUCGCGUCGGAGCACGCCGUCCUGAUCGGCGCGGGCAUCGGUAUCACGCCCUUCGCUUCCAUCCUGCAAAGCAUCAUGUACAGGUACCGGCGCAGGAAGCAGAACUGUCCCAACUGCAAGUACUCGUGGUGCGAGAACAUCAAGGAUAGCGAAAUGAAGCUACGCAAAGUGGACUUCAUUUGGAUCAACCGUGACCAGAAGUCCUUCGAGUGGUUCGUCAGCCUCCUGACCAAACUGGAGAUGGACCAGGCCGACGAGGAACCCGAAGGUCGCUUCCUGGAGAUGCACAUGUACAUGACGUCGGCCCUGUGCAAGAACGACAUGAAGGCCAUUGGCCUGCAGAUGGCGCUGGACCUGCUGGCCAAAAAGGAGAAGAGAGACUCCAUCACGGGCCUGAGAACUCGAACGCAGCCCGGACGACCCGAGUGGGCCAAGGUCUUCCGGAAAAUUUCCGAGGAGAACAAAGGCAAAGUUCACGUCUUCUACUGCGGUUCUCCCGCCUUGGCCAAAGUCAUCAAAGCUCAGUGUGAGCACUUCGGCUUCAACUUCUACAAGGAGAAUUUCUGA